This is a messenger RNA of Caenorhabditis auriculariae, 2434 nucleotides long. Lineage: Eukaryota; Metazoa; Nematoda; Chromadorea; Rhabditida; Rhabditidae. The record is from the annotation of a GenBank genome assembly.
AUGAGAGAAAUCGUCCACGUCCAGGCCGGUCAGUGCGGUAACCAGAUUGGAUCGAAGGUUCGCUUUUAAUUUAUUUUUUUAAUCUCUUUUUCGCUUCAGUCUUUUUCUAACCGAGGCUAAAGGCAGCAGUUUUUUUCUUAAUGCAUUUUAUUAUUCUUAAAAUGUAGUCGGAUGUUAAAACCAUUUUUAUCUGUCGAGAAACCAUUUGAAAAAAUUUCUAGACUAAAUUUGGCUUUUUUUUUCGUCAUUUACUUAAUAAUCAUCGAAAAGAAUUUUGUCAGGGGAUGAAUAAUAAAAAUGUUAACUUCAUAGGUUGGGUUCGUUUUAGAAAUUGAUACCGUGUUCAAGUGAUUCCACGAGAUUCAAAAUAUCAGUUAGUGAGUGAAAAAGAUGAUAAAUUUGAUCAUCUAUCAUAAAUAUAAUUGAAACUUCAUUACCGUUUUAUUUUUUACUUUUAUUGAUUUUCUGAUUAGUUUAUGAGAGCUUUAAGUAAAAAUUUUAGAAAGUGUUGUGACCCAGCUUUUUAGAGUUUCUAAUGAGAUAGAGAUAGUUUCAUAAAGCCGGAUAAAAAAUUUUCGCAAAUUUAAAGGUAUCUCUGGAUCUACAAAACUAAAUUAUCUUUUCCACUAUCUGAGGGAUAUUUUGAAUUUCUUUGAAUCCCAUUGAACACGGCAUGAGAUUUAUCUGUUUUUGGAAGUGUUUUUGUGCUUUCUGCAUAUCGGUUUAACAUGGGGGUCAUUCGAAAUUUUUCAAAGGUGAAUGGUAGACUCCGCUUUGCAACAGGCGAGAUUAACUUUUUUGUAAAGAAAAUUUCAGCAUAUUAACAUUAUUUUUUUUAGUUCUGGGAGGUCAUCUCUGAUGAGCAUGGUAUUGCUCCAGAUGGAACCUUCAAAGGAGAACAUGACCUACAACUCGAGCGUAUCAACGUCUACUACAAUGAGGCCAACAGUACUAAUAUUGUUAACUUACAUUUCAAGAUUUGUUCUUUUAUAGAUGGCAAAUACGUUCCACGCGCAGUACUUGUCGAUUUGGAGCCUGGCACUAUGGAUUCUGUUAGAUCUGGUCCAUAUGGAACGCUCUUCAGACCAGACAACUUUGUUUUCGGUUAGAUCUUAGUUUAAUAUUCUAGCUCUGAAUUUUUUCAAGGACAAAGUGGAGCUGGUAAUAACUGGGCGAAGGGACACUACACGGAAGGCGCCGAACUCGUUGACAACGUGCUCGACAUCGUCCGGAAGGAGGCUGAAGGAUGCGACUGCCUCCAAGGAUUCCAGCUGACUCAUUCUUUGGGAGGUGGAACAGGCUCUGGAAUGGGAACGCUUUUGAUCUCGAAGAUUCGCGAGGAGUACCCCGAUCGCAUCAUGUCCAGUUUCUCCGUAGUUCCCUCACCAAAAGUUAGUUUUUAAUAACGGUCGAAAUCACAAACGAUUCAAAUUGAGAAUUGAUUCGAUUUUUAGGUCUCCGAUACAGUUGUCGAGCCCUACAAUGCGACUCUAUCUGUCCACCAGCUCGUAGAGAACACGGAUGAAACUUAUUGUAUUGAUAACGAGGCCUUGUAUGAUAUUUGCUACCGCACCCUCAAGCUUUCUAACCCAACUUACGGCGAUCUCAAUCAUCUCGGUAGUUUUUUUUUUCAUUCAUUAACAAUUUAAUUCUUUUUUUUCAAGUUUCUCUCACUAUGUCCGGUGUGACGACGUGUCUACGAUUCCCUGGCCAGCUAAACGCUGAUCUGCGCAAGCUUGCCGUCAACAUGGUGCCGUUCCCACGUCUGCACUUCUUCAUGCCCGGCUUUGCCCCUCUUUCGGCAAAAGGCACUGCUGCUUACCGUGCUCUCACCGUCGCUGAGCUUACGCAACAGAUGUUCGACGCCAAGAACAUGAUGGCUGCUUGCGACCCAAGACACGGCCGUUACCUUACCGUCGCUGCCAUGUUCCGCGGAAAGAUGAGCAUGAGGGUGCGUGACGAGUUUAAUUUUUUAGAAUUACUGAAUUUGUUUAUUUUUAGGAAGUUGAUGAGCAGAUGCUAAAUGUGCAGAACAAGAACUCUUCGUACUUUGUUGAAUGGAUUCCAAACAAUGUGAAGACCGCCGUUUGCGACAUUCCACCAAAGGGUCUGAAGAUGUCGGCUACUUUCGUUGGAAACUCCACCGCUAUUCAAGAAUUGUUCAAGAGAAUCAGCGAGCAAUUCACUGGUAUCAGUUUUUUGUUGUUUCCAUUUUCUUAUCGAAAAUUUUGUAGCAAUGUUCCGCAGAAAAGCUUUCUUGCAUUGGUACACUGGUGAAGGCAUGGACGAGAUGGAAUUCACCGAAGCCGAAAGCAACAUGAACGAUCUUAUCUCCGAGUAUCAGCAAUACCAAGAAGCUUCCGCCGACGACGAAGCUGGCCUCGAUGGAUACGAAGGCGAAACUGGCGAGGCUUACGAGGAGGAAACUCAAUAA